GAUUUCAAAAGUUGAAUCAUUAAACAAAGUUUCAAGAUUUCCUUUCAAUGCGGAUGUAUUGCGACAACUAAGAUCCCCUUAGUGCUUGGUCUAGACAACUAACAAGGUUAAAUUUGGAAGAGCAAGUGGAAAAAAGAAGAAACGGGUACCUAAACAAUACGACUGCGCGUGGUAAUGGACUGACUCAAUACAAUAAGCCAUGAAACUGGGACUGGAUAUGCGCCUUCUGGUGCUAGGACUCUGUGGAUGUUUCGUUCUUGUACUUGGGCACACUAACACUCAAAACUGUAAUAUGCAACUCUUGGCCAGCCAAGUUUCUGCACAACUACACGCUACAUUUGAAAGCAAUCUCCAUGCGGCGAAGCUCCAAACACUUUACCAAAAUGUUGAAUUCUCAAACGCACCGUCUACAAAUCCUCAUGAUAUACUCCAAGCUAUUGCUAGAGGAAUUGAACACAAAUUUAACGAGACGAUAAAUGCUUUGCUGAAUGCCAAGACAGCAUUGACAAAUACAGGCGCUUCGAACACGCGAAUCAUUGAAUGCUGCGCAAUGCCUGCGAUAGCACGCGCAAACUACAGCUAUCGCUUUCGCGCUAUGCUCAACACUUCUGUAGCUUGCAAGACACGGAAUCCUAAGGACAGUGGCAUCAUACAAGGAGAGAAUUCACUGGUUAAAACCUUCAGAAAUAAUCUUGUCGAUAGUAGUGUUAUAUCGUGGCAGUAUUUUGGUACAUCUACAGGCAAUUACCUGCAGUUUCCAGCGAGUGGCAAGGUCUGUAAUGGGAGCUCAAGUUUCGACCCACGAUUCCAAUCAUGGUAUGUAGAGGCCGUCACGCGCAUGCGCACCAAUAUCGUGGUAGUGAUUGACAGGAGCUCUUCAAUGUCUACCGCUGGGCGCAUGGCGCUUGCGCGCCAGGCCGCAGUUACUGUACUUGACACACUGGGACCCAAUGAUAAGGUUGGUGUUGUGGCGUUUUCUCAUUUCAUCAUCAAGCCCCCAGGGUGCUUCGGGGGCAAUGUCGCCGAGGCUCUGCCGAAGAACAUCAACCGGAUAAAGGCCUGGGUCGAGGCCCUUACACCAAGAGGAGCUACAAUGUACGUGCCUGCACUUGAAGCUGCGUUUAAGAUGUUGGCUGGAGUGAGUCAGAGCAGCAACAGCAGGAGAUCAGCCGAGAACAUGAUUUUGUUCCUGACGGAUGGUGACCCCUUUGACCGAAAUCCAGACGUUUCUAUCUUCGAGGCGAUAAGAAUUGGUCAAAGAAAAUUGGCUUUUCCAGCUCGCAUUAACGUAUAUGGCUUGGGGGAGUCACUCAACAUUGACAACCUGAACCGACUCAAGCGAAUUGCAUCCUUAAACAAUGGCACAUUUACUCAAAUCAACGACCAAGACGCUUCCAGCCUCAGCACCAUCAUGGGAAAAUAUUACACUAGUACCGCAAAGACCCGAGAAGACUCCCCAGCAAUAUCAGUGCCCCAUCUUAUAAAGGAUCUUGGUCUGGUGGUCACCCUGUCUCUCGCUGUUAAGAGUAGGCAUGGGAACGUAUCGGGUGUUGUAGCCGUCGAUGCGCCGCUUGAUACUCUCAUGAAGGAAGUCGUUCAUUUUUCUACCACAGGAUUACCGUAUGCCAUUGUCGUGGACAAUAAGGGAAGAACAUUGCUUCAUCCAAAUGCUCCCGCGCCAACAGAUCACUUGACUGCGCCCACGUUCCAGCCGCUGACACUUUACGAGCCAUUUUUGACGCCAGACAUGUACAUAAAUAUUACAAGUGGAACACCCGGCAGUGAACGUAUACAGACCUCCAUUCUCUUAUCCCGUGGGGACCCUCUGACAGAUGGUGUCACAAAGGUCGUUAUAAAUGCUACCUAUACCUGGCAACCGGUCAGGGGAGGGGUGUAUACAAUUAUUCUGGUCACUAGUGAUAGGAUGGAUGCGCGAUUUCUGGAAAAGGCUACAGUCUUACUUUCCACCGUCCAUUCUUAUUAUCAUCGCCUCGAUCUCUCAUGGCAAAAUACAGCCCUUUCCCGCACUCCCUCCGUAUGCAGAACCGAUGGCAACCUGAUCGCUCCACUCUCAUCAACAGUGAAGAUUGCACCUGAGGCAUUCAAUGAUAGUGCGCGAUACGUCAACACUCCUGAGACUCAGCAUGACGUCGAGGCGAUUGAACGUUUCUUCAAUGAUUUAUCACAGCAAGUAAAGUACUCAGAUCUGAGUGAGCAAGCGCGCGUUGACGUCUUACUUACGGCGCAACUUGAAAACCAAUGGAAUGAGUCACGACACAGGGAUCCCGACACAGUCAAAUGGAGAUAUAUAGGCACCGAGGGAGGUGUGUUCAGAGUGUUUCCCGGACUGAGAAUGAAUAAAACCUACUCCCACAAGCGUCAGCCAUGGUAUCGACGAGCGAUCGCUAACGCUGGAAGACUGACAGUGUCCCGUGCGUCUCUUGGGACACACCUACGUCACCAUGGCAACGCGAUGAUAUCGGUCGGGAAGACUUUUACCAGCAAGAGGUCGGAUUGGAUGGUGACCGAGCCUGUUGCUGGAGUCACGGGGCUCGACAUGACCAUCGAUGCUUUUCGAGAGAUGCUCGAUUAUACGCGUGAAAGAUGUGCCAUUGAUUCUCAAGACUGUUACAUUAUGGACGAUAGCGGGUUCUUGGUAGUUGACAUAAGAGCGAGGUCACUUGUUGUGUCUCGUCACGUGACAGGAGUGUUUCCAUGGCUAGCAGUGAAGCUGACGUCAGUAGCUGGACUAGUUGAGCCUCAAUGGUGUAACAACCUCGAAGAUCUUCGCUCCCAGCUCUACUAUACCAUACACCUGCCCCUGAACUCUUCAAAGUCCGCCCCGAAUGCCGAACCUUGCCGGCAAUUCAGCCUCGACCUCGUGCCGCAUACAAAUGUCUUUCUGUUGAGCGUGACGUCACGCGAUGGACUAGUCUGUAACGAAUCACCAGAUCCGUCUUGUAGGUGCCAGGUAGCGUGUACAAGUUGUACAGGGCAAGUGAAUCCGUGCCAGUGCCCUUGCUCGUGUAAGAUGAAGUAUGACGAGUGCACGAAUUCUAUUACCGGAUUAUGGACCGGCACGCCCUGCCCAGCUCCACUUCCGCCACUAUUCGAUACUGCAGUUGGUCGUCAGUUGAAACUUGAAGCACUGCGUGCAGUUGCACCAUGUCCAAAGCCGUGUUAUACGCUCACUACCGAGUCUGACUGCAACACUUCCACCUCAUGUCACUGGUGCUCGUCUGCCGCUACACCCAAGUGCAGCCCUGUCUGUAGGACCAAUGAAAGACUGACGCUCAAGGUACUAUACCCCUGUAAUGACUUCCUUUACUUGACUCCGAGCCAGCAAGGCGAAGUUCUCCAGGCUUUUAGGGACAUCCUAUAUCGAAACAUCACCAAGCUGACUGCCAAGGGAUUAGGAACUACGACUUUAACAUCGGAAGGAAUAACGUUGACACUUUACGGUACCACUGCUGGGACUCCUGUGGAAUUGUCACGUGACCAAAUUUACGAUCUGGUGGACAAGAAGGAGCUACGAAUUGGGCCCACGAUAUCUGUUCAGCGGUCGUACUCACCAGCAAAAUAUAAGGACUACACUAAUGUUAACGUAGAGUCACUAGCACAAAACAACAUCGACAUGAAAUCGCUGAAUGACAGUCAGAAGAAAGAGUUAUUCAACAACCUUCAAGAUUCUAUCAAUGGUCUGCUUGGGAACUCACCGGCUAGCUGCCUUUGGCAUACAGAUAUCAAACAGGACACAAUCCUAUUCUCUCUGACCAAUCAUGGUGACACUUCUUCGUACCCAAUCAAGACAACUAUCGCUUUGUUACGCAAUUUUGUUGCUAAGCAACAACUACGCCUAUUCGUACCAGCCCGAGGCGGCUCCAAAUGGGUAACCGUACAAAACAUAACAUUCAACGCGACCUUUGAUUAUAUCUGCCACCCACCGAAUACGACACAACAGCCUCCGGCUACUACUACAAGAAUGAAAACAGAUGCACCCGGAGUUCCUGAAAAACCGAGUGACAACUCCAUCCUUACCCACCCCUCCCCUGAUCACUCACAGCCCACCCCGCAUGAUCCCAUAGCUACCAAGGGACUGGCGCCCAGAGACAUCUUUAUUGUGGUCAUCACAGCUUUGGGAGGGACGGCUAUGUGCCCGCUGAUCCUUUUCUUUGCGUAUCGUCGGCGCAGGCGCAAACGACUAGCUCCAUCGCCGAGUCCAGAGGUAGAUGAGGAUUUGCCUUCAGAUGUUAGUCGAAUUACUGAUAUAGAGUUUGAUAUUUCUGAAGCUGAGGAGUCUAAAGUAUCGAGUGUUACAGGUAAAGACGCUACAGCUCGUAGAGAAAGUAGAGUGAUAGAACAACCAGUUUGGUCUGGGAAGUAUCGCAGGAAGAAUGUCUGGAAAAUAAAAGUGUUAGCUGCAGCUCGACUUGAGGAAAACGCGCGAAGAAAAAAUAAGCAAACCAGUGAGAUAACAUCAUCAACGCGAAACGAGCAGUUAGAAAGUGAAACAUUAUCGGCACACAAUCCGAAAAUAGAUACAUCACAACAAUUUCAAGAUUCUUUACAAGCACACUAUACACGGCACCAACAGAGCCUCACAGUUGAUCCAAUGGGUGACGACAACGACCAGCAGUUGUCAUCACAUCGACAUGCGCAGAGAAGUAGAAAGGUUUUAACUGAACUCAACAAUGACGCUGGUCAGCAGAUGUUACAAAUAAAACAUGCACCUUCCACUGCGGUAACACCACAUCGAAUUCUAAAGUAUAGUGAUGAUGGUUUUAACCAAUCACAUUUCACUAAAGACGUUCCACGAAACGUGUUCCGAGAAACAGACUUUGCCAUGACAACAUUUCGCCCUCAUGGAAUACGCAGACAAAGUCUCAAUGGAAUGCAACGCGAACCACCGAGAAGGCCUGUUCGACAUAGCUCUCAGAUGGCGAGUGGGGUAUUUGUGGCAGAAACUGGUAUGAAAAGGAGUUCACUCACAGAUCAAAAGAAAUAUAGGGACAUUGAAAAGCCAAAAGAGGCCUGGGGACAACAGAGGCGAGCAAGCCUGUUGACUAAAAAACCGUCAGCUUUAGACUUUUAGAAUUGUAAGCAGUUACUGUUUGUCUGAUCUUUUUUUAUUAAUGUAGAGGAUUAAGACCUAAGUCUUGUACAGUAUAUUACCUUUCAUAGUUCAAAAAAGUUCGUACUUCCUGUAAAUAAUGUAAGAAUAUAUGUUGUAACUUUUACUAAAAAAUAGUUCACAGAGAACUAGCAACUCUCUUCUUAAACAAAUAAUGCGAUACCAUCCAGUCAUUUCCAUGAUUAAAACCGAAAGUCUCCGAGCAAUAAAUGAAAAACAUCCUCCAAUUAAA
Messenger RNA from Nematostella vectensis (starlet sea anemone), 5363 nucleotides. Its product is annotated as VWFA and cache domain-containing protein 1. The transcript is spliced from 26 exons. Lineage: Eukaryota; Metazoa; Cnidaria; Anthozoa; Actiniaria; Edwardsiidae. Gene Ontology annotation, molecular function: voltage-gated calcium channel activity. Gene Ontology annotation, cellular component: voltage-gated calcium channel complex. The record is from RefSeq and is a predicted model, not a curated record. The coding region runs from base 200 to 5092 and encodes 1630 amino acids.